This is a messenger RNA of Caenorhabditis remanei, 357 nucleotides long. RefSeq lists its product as uncharacterized. NCBI's taxonomy places the organism in Eukaryota, Metazoa, Nematoda, Chromadorea, Rhabditida, Rhabditidae. The coding region runs from base 1 to 357 and encodes 118 amino acids. The transcript has a single exon. The record is from RefSeq and is a predicted model, not a curated record.
AUGGAAUAUAAAAAUAUAUCUACUUCUUUCCCCAUCCUCCGAAUCCACCACGCCCUCCGAACUGUUGUUGUCCACCGAAUUGUCCUCCACGUCCACCGAAUUGUUGCUGACCGCCGAAUUGUCCUUGCCGUCCUCCGAACUGCUGUUGUCCUCCGAAUCUACCCUGUUGUUGUCCCCACUGUCCUCCUUGUUGUCCUUGGAAUCCACCGCGGUCUGAAAUGGGAAAUAUGUUUCAGGGAUUCAGAUGCAUCAACUCACUUCCAAAUUGUCCUCCUUGCUGACCACCGAAUUGUCCACCACGUCCACCGAACUGCUGCUGACCGCCGAAUCCUCCGAAUCCUCCGAAUUGGCAAGUGA